GUUCAUGUGCACAGCCACAUACUGUUACCCAUAUGCUCGCACGAUAUGCACGUUCUGCUCGCUGCACGACGACCGUAGCACGGCCAACUCUCAUUUCUGCCAGACUCCAGUCCAACACGUCUCGUAAAGAUACACCCCUCGUCGAAUCAGAGCAUCUUUUCGCGAAGCCGGCUCUCUUCGUGCUUGAUGUCGCAAAGCGCACCCUGAAAUUCACCUUUGGAGGCUUGGUGAUUGUAGGAGUUGUCGCACUGGGGACCCAUGAAGCCUAUCAUCAAUGGAUAGAACGGGUGGAACUGGCACCGAGAGCAGAUGAUGAAGAGGUCAGAAAAUGGGAAUGGGAUGUAGAGACUCUAAGGUGGUCGGGUCAUGCAGGAGGCACGGACCCUGGUCUCGGCAUGCGAGGGCGACACCUUGUUCGUGCAGCAUGGGCCUCGCAAACUUGGGCGCCAGCAGUGGGUAUCACUCCCCCUACGAAAGCCAAUCCCUCGAAUGGUCUGACAGACCUCUCUGCUAUCGUCGACGCCCGCUUGUACUACGGCGAAAAGUACCUACGAGAGGCACUCGCCAUUGCAGAAGAGAAGGAAAGCGAACAAAAGCUUCAUCCGAGUACAUUGCCCACGUUAUUGACGCGUCACGCUAUAGUUCUCGAAAAGAUGGGCCGGGACUCUUGGGCGAAAGCAAAAUCUCAGUACGGGCGCGUCUGGGCCAGCGAACCGUCGGCCUCCGUAGCUCUUAAGAUUGGUGAUCUUUCCAAUCGAAUGGGCCAAAAGGACGAUGCCUUGGCUUGGUGGGCGCGGGCCAUUCAGUUGACUCAGAAGGACCCUGUCGACGCUACGAAGCCUGCAGUACCUACUGUCGCUCUAUCAUCUCCAUCAGCCCAACGCAUCCUUUCCUCCGUACUCGUCUCCCUUUCUGCCUUCUACGCCACCACCCACAAUUUCCAAGAGGCCGAAGAAAUCGAAUAUAAUGCAUUAAACACUCUUCGAUCUAUGUCACAGCCAGAAUCUCCUUCUGUUUCUCCAUCCAAAGCACUCCACACGUCAACUUUACUCCAAAGGUCAGCUGUUCUCUCUGUCCAUCGUGCAGAGGUGCUGUACGCACGAGGCAAAUCGCCAAAAGAAUCCAUUAAAUGGCUUUCAUCAGCGGCAGAGUCAUCCGAGAGUGUAGUUCAUGCCUUGACGGGCCCUAAAGCUGCUGGUAUAGAUCAAGUUUCACCGAUAUACAAGCAUACCAAAACUCUGCAAGCUCCAGCAAUUGACUUGCUCCGAGACGCUCGUCGAACAGCUUCGGAGGCGUGGAAUUUGAUGGGCAUUUUGAAAGAACAAGUAUCUGGUCAUGACCAGCAAUCCGUUCUUGAAUGCUACGACCGCGCCUUGCAUUGGGCAGGAAAGUUGGAUGACUUUGGCGAGCGGAUUCCGGACGUCAUACUAUCUCGCGAGUGGAAAGUCAUUAUGGACAACUACACUCGACUAAAGCGUGCCAUCCAACCCGAAAGUCAUACAACAUAGUAAAACUGACACUAUCGACCUUGUUUUGCAUGUACCAUUAUGGCUAGAAGUAACAGCGCUCCAUCGAUCUAUUAAUAUCAAACGUGAGGGAAAUGU
This is a messenger RNA of Guyanagaster necrorhizus, 1604 nucleotides long. RefSeq lists its product as uncharacterized. The transcript has a single exon. The record is from RefSeq and is a predicted model, not a curated record. The coding region runs from base 33 to 1508 and encodes 491 amino acids. Gene Ontology annotation, molecular function: protein binding. NCBI's taxonomy places the organism in Eukaryota, Fungi, Basidiomycota, Agaricomycetes, Agaricales, Physalacriaceae.